Messenger RNA from Closterium sp. Yama58-4, 468 nucleotides. The record is from the annotation of a GenBank genome assembly. Lineage: Eukaryota; Viridiplantae; Streptophyta; Zygnematophyceae; Desmidiales; Closteriaceae.
AUGCGGCGCGAUGCGCGUGUUUUAGUGGCAGUCGACCAAUCACAGGGCGCCGAGACGGCGUUUCACUUCGCGCUGAGCCUGCUGUCGCGCAACGCCACCAUAUAUGCGUUACAUGUCCGGGACCCCAAUACAGAGUCGACGUGGAUGUACGAGGCAGAGCAGUGCAACAGCACUGGCCAGGCGUUGGUGUGGGAGUAUGAGGUGGAGGCGCGCGCAGAGGAUUUGCUAGCGCGAUUCCGAGGAAUGGCGCAUGCAGCAGGGAUAACGUGCCAUGCAGUGUCGCGCAAGGCCAACGAUGCACGCGCAGAGCUGUGCGAGGCGGUGGAGCGGCAGGCCAUAGAGCUGCUCGUGGUGGGGUCAAGAGGGCUAGGAGCUGUGUCCAGAGCCAUGCUUGGGAGUGUGAGCGACUAUUUGAUCCACAACGCGGCUUGUCCAGUGUUGGUUGUGCCCAAUCCAUUCCAACAGUGA